CAAGAAAGCAGCAUAACAAGUUGUUUCUCUGUCUUCGACACGAAAACUCAAUAUUUUUUUAUACUAUAAAGCGUCUCGCGCUUACUGUGUUUUUAGUUCGUUUUCUUUGGUUUUUCGUUGGUAUUCUCUCUUAAAAGUAAAGAAAAUAAUCGGAUUUUUUUUUUGUUUGUGUUUUCGUUUAUAUUUAUAUCGUGAUGGACGUACAUUUAGAAGAAACUUUGCCAUUUAGAAUAAAAAAAUUGACACAGAUGCACUAAAACAUGUUGCGACCAAUUUGAUUUUCGAUAAUAUAUAGCAUUUUGUUUCAAUCAAUUUACAACGACAGAGAGUUCAAUGUGUCGUUGAGUGAAUUAAAAUUAACGACAUGGUGCACGAUACAAUCGAGAGAGAAAAAUUUUAUAAAUAAAGGAGACGAAAAUUUCAAGUGUGAAUGUAUACUUCGAUUUACGUGCAAAAUUAUCGUACACGAAGAAAUAUAUUAUUGUUUAUUGGUGUUUCGAUUUUUUUGUUUUUGUUUUUCUGUUGUGUGUUUCGCUUAAUUUGUACGAUUCGAUUUUCAAUUGAGUUUUUUUUAUUGCACGAUUAAAAGUAUAAGUGCAAAUCGGCAACGACAACCAAACAAAUUGCAUUCGGAUUAUCUUUGGGAUUUUAUUUUAUUGUUUAGCUGCUUUAACCAUGUCGUACACACAUACUGUUCCCACAAAGGAAGUACCUGAUGAGAACUACGAUUUGCCUUAUAAUCAAAACGAAACCAACGGCGAUGCUGUUAUGAUAAAAAUGGAUGUGCCCAGUAGAGAAGAACCAAAUUUCCCGAAAGAAAAAUGGAAAACGCUUAUUGCAUUCGUAAUAUUAGCCGCAAAUAUGAUCUUAGCCACAGUGUCUUUGAGUCUAGUCCAUGAACGUUUACCCGACCGAAAAACUUAUAAACCACUUCCGGAUAUAUUCUUAGACAAUGUACCAGAAGCGCAGUGGGCCUUAAAUGUUAGCGAAAUUCUAAUUAUGAUCCAAGUCAAUUGUUGUAUUGCACUAAUUACAUUUCACAAACAUCGAUUCAUUGUGAUGCGUCGUGUCUUUUUAAUUAUGUCGAUUUUAUAUUUUCUGCGUUCAAUUACAAUGUAUGUCACUGUACUACCUGUAUCGAGUACGCAAUAUGUCUGCAGCCCGAAGGCGAACGGAACCACCGUGGUAAUCAUUGCAAAACGCGUAUUUCAACUUAUGUCGGGUUUCGGUUUAUCUAUUAAUGGCAAACACACUUACUGCGGCGACUUCAUUUACAGUGGACACACUGUCAUGCUCGUUUUGGGAUAUUUGGUGAUAUCUGAAUAUCUGCCGCGUCGAAUCUCAGCACUACAAUGGGUGUCAUUUGCGAUGGCUUGGGUAGGCGUAUUUAUGGUGUUGUAUGCACACGGUCAUUAUACAAUCGAUGUUAUAAUUGCAUAUUAUAUUACAACGCGUUUGUUCUGGACAUAUCACACUCUAGCCAACAACGCAUUUUUGAUUAAGCACGCCGGGGCGAAUAAUUAUCUAGCACGAGAAUGGUGGUAUCGUGCAUCGAGGUACUUUGAGGAAAAUGUACGCGGUCAAUUGCCGAAUGAAUUUGAAUGGCCUUUGUCAUGGCCUAGACGAUUUCAACCGAAAUUUCCAAAUCGUGAAAGUUAACAUUGAUCAGAUGCAAGCUGCCUGGGCACACAAACAGCGGCAGCAAUACUAUCAGCAACACACUCAAACACAAACAACAUGAAAAAUACACGAUAAAUACAACAUAGAUUAAGUUCAAUUUUGUAAACAUUUGGUAGACAAAAGACGUCAAAACACACUCUAAUCUAACGAAAAUGAAAGGAAACAAAAGAGAAAACAUUCAUAUUUCGAAAUAUAAUUGAGAUAUUUUUCGCAUGUGAUCACAGAUGAAAUUGUAAAAACAAAAUAUUAUUGACGAUUGUCUCUUUGUGUGUGUAUAUGUAUGUCAAUAAUAAGUCAUUUUGUGCAUAUUAAAUCAAAAAGAAAGCAGAAGAAAAAAGGAAAUUUGUAUAUGUAGAUGAAAAUUAUAAUGAGAACAGAAUAAUUCUACAAAAGUCUGAUAAUCGUGAUCGAAAUUCGUAGUCACGUUUGCAAACGAAACAAACAAAUCGAUUUUUUGUUGCAUUGUACAUCAUUAGAUUUUUAUUAGCACAUUAAAUACUAUAGUAAUGCGAAUACGUGAGAACUGAGAAAUAGUGACAAUUUCUCUCACAUUUGUACAAAACACAGACCCACACACACACACAUGCAUAUUCGCAUUGCGACGACUGAAUCUCUCAAUUUAAUAUUUACAUCGACAAAAUCCAUUUUGCAGUACAAAAUGGAUAGAAUCAGUUCGUCCCAUAGAUAUUUGCAAAUUGCAAUAGAUUUCAAUGAAGAAACAUCCAACAGAAUACUUCUCGAAGUAAUGCAUUCGAAUUCAAUUGUCAAUCUAUUUGUAUUUUAUUUUUAUUGUAAAAAUUUGUAAUUGUCCAAGGGAAAUUCUGUAUAUUUGGUGUUGUAUUCAUUUUCACUAAACAACAAAACAUACACAAUCUAUCACACUCUCUUCAUGAAAAUAUGUUUGUUAAAUAUCGAACUCGGAACGACGAAUGUAAUUGAGCAAAGUUGAAUUUGAGAGGUGUGAGGGAAAAAACCAAAAGGGACAUUCACUCUUAAUACCUUACUUUUGCUACAAAAUUUUCCUAAAUGCUUUUUAAGUUACACCACUUUUAUACGAAAAUUAGUGUCGUGAAGAAGAAAAAGAUCGGCGCGAAUUUCGCCGAAUUUAACUGUAAAAUUGUUGAGAGUGAACUAUCCCUAGAAAUUUGUGUACAUAAACUAAAUCGAAUGAUGAAAAUGUUCAUAUAGAAACAACGCACGAAAAUUCUCAACACUUUAUAUGAAACAAAACUGGAAAAGCAUUUUUUUGUAGCCUUUUGUGAAACUAAUGUAAAUAACUAGUUCACCUUUUUUUUUCUUGUGUAAGUAAAAGUAGCGACAUAUUGUCGUCAUUGUCAAAUUGACAAACAUAUAAACUCCUAAAUAUGGCCAUAAAGCCAUCGGAAACUUUAAUAUUAACAAUUUGCUAACUAAGUUAAAAUGAAUAGAUUUUAUGGUUCCAUUUGUGAAUUCGAAAAGAACGUAUAUUUUUAGUGUUUUUAUUGGUGGAUCUGUUGAAAUGAUGACAAAAGAGAGUGUGUUCAGCUGUAGUACUUUUCAAAAAUUCUAUAAUUUUUCGGAAAACACUUGUCCUUUAUACGUUUUCAGCUGCGCGUUGCACUCAAUCAUCAGAAAAUAUACGCUCUUUUCGAUGUCACAAAAUGAGUCGAAGGACAAUGAAAGAGCUGUUCAAAGAAGAAUUAGAAAGAAACAAAUUUAGAUACUUUUAAAUGAAAUCAAAUGAUAGAGAAAAAACUGGUAAUCUCAGAAUAAAAAGAUGGGAAUAGUUAUGUGAUUUACGUUUAAAAAAAGGAAAUAAGUAAAGAAACUAAAGUAAUGUAGAAAUUGCUCUACAUUUAAUCUAGUGUAUAGUGUAGAAAAAAACGAGCGAAGCAUUUGAAUGGGGUUUUAAUUGCCGGAGACACUUAUAAGCCACUUCGUCCGUUAGUUAACACACUUCCUUUUCGAUUGAAUAAACUUUACUGCUUUUAUUAAAGUCCAUAUUUAUUUUAUAAAAAAAAACCCAAAAUAUAUUUGAUAUUAACAAUAAAAAAACCAAUUCAACAAAAAAAAUGAAGAAAAAUCACUCAUUACUUAUAUCCUCGUUAUAGACAAAAACUCAAAAUGCAAAAUGUCGUUCAAAUAUAUUGAGAGUUGAUAUUUAAAAAAAAAAAUACUUUUUUUUAAAAUCAGUUUAAGUAUUAUUAUGCAUCAAUUUGGAAUCUCGUUAAAAGAAUUAUUGAAAGAAAACAAACAUUCGUUAAUACAAUGUAUUAUUUACAAUAGACAUGAUUUUAAUGAAUAAAUAGUGAAAAACUCAAAAUGAAAUCUAUUCUGCUGUUAAAAUUAUAUGUGUACGUGAGAAUAUUCAAAAUCAAUGGAGGAAAUACAAGCAUAAAGCGUUUCCAAACAUUGAUUCAAAUCAUUUGAUAUAUAAUAUAUUCUCACAUACACUUAUAAAAAGGUCGAAUUUUUUCAAUGUGCGAAUUUUCGCCAA
Messenger RNA from Contarinia nasturtii (swede midge), 4156 nucleotides. Its product is annotated as phosphatidylcholine:ceramide cholinephosphotransferase 1-like. Gene Ontology annotation, molecular function: ceramide cholinephosphotransferase activity; sphingomyelin synthase activity. The transcript is spliced from 6 exons. Lineage: Eukaryota; Metazoa; Arthropoda; Insecta; Diptera; Cecidomyiidae. The coding region runs from base 676 to 1659 and encodes 327 amino acids. Gene Ontology annotation, biological process: ceramide biosynthetic process; sphingomyelin biosynthetic process. Gene Ontology annotation, cellular component: endoplasmic reticulum membrane; Golgi membrane. The record is from RefSeq and is a predicted model, not a curated record.